UUGGAAGCAGACGACCAGAGCGAGAGCAGGCACGGCGAUGGGCUCUGCACUUCACCUCCUCCUCCUGUCUCUCUGUGUCGGGAUGAUCCAUGGAGAUGGUUUCACAGUGAAACAACCGGGUCGACUGGAGGGUGUGGAAGGGGGAUGGAUCGACAUCCCGUGUACAUUCACUUACCCAGAUACACACACACCCACAGGGUAUGACAUUGCCUGGAGAAGAAACGAGUUUCACGGGGAAUUUAUCUUCAAUAUGUCUCUGGGAUACACUCACCCUGAAUACCGAGGGCGAAUUCAAUUCCUGGGAGAUCCGGCCAAGGAGAGGACAGGGACCAUCCGGAUAAAGCAGCUGAGAACAAGGGAUACAAACCGUUAUUUCUGUCGGGUGGCGAUAACAGGAAAUCGUUAUGCGCUCUGGCAAAGCGUCCCAGGGACCUACCUGACUGUCCGAGCAUGGAGACCAGAGACCACGACAGACCGUGCCCCCUCCUCAGUGAGUGCAGCCUCCCAGCGCAGUGUGGAUGGUGGGGACCCACUGCCUCAGGGUCUAAUCCUCAUCAUCAAGGCGGGCUUCGCUCUCACAAUCCUAGUGACUGUUUGGCUGGUUGGAAUGUGUUUGAUGAACAGGAAGGAAGUUACAGAUUCCUCGGAUGGAAAUUAGCGCGGAGAGACCAAGUGAGAGAAUGCGGGAUCCAAUGGGAAUUAUCUGUAGGAAUCCCCCGUGCAAGGAAUUUACUGAGUCCUACACGGUCACACAACAGGCCCAUAUUCUCGCAGCCCUCACUGUCCAAAGCUGGUUUGAACCUAGCCCCUUUGAAGUCGACACUGCGGACUGUGAGUUUUGCUGCAAUGUUGAACCAGGCUCUGGUUCCCCAGGAAAGAAACUCCGUUUGCAGAGCUGCUCUGAUGUGAAAUCGUCUCCGUUUGCUGCUGAACAGAUUGCUUCCUGCUCCUGUGUAUAUAUUCUGGCGGGUAUAAACCCUGGCACGGCUCCAUCUCAUUGGCUGACCCUCUGCCAAUCAGAGUUUCCAUGAAGCACUUUGUAAAAAGUGACAAUGUCCCUGCCACAAUGAAUCGAUUGAGGCUGAAACGUUGCAUGUUUUCAAGAAGGAGUGAGGUCCAGUUCUUAGAGCUAUAGGGGAUUCAAGGGAAUGGGGAAGGUCACUGAGUUGGAUGAUCAGCCAUGGUGCGGGUGAACAGGCUUGAGGGGCUGAAUGGUCUACUCCUGUUCUAAUAUUCUAUAUUUCUGUGCGCCCAAUGGAAAACAAUACUGUCACAAUAUACUUUGUUAUUAAAGUCUUCUCAUAAUUUA
Messenger RNA from Hemiscyllium ocellatum (epaulette shark), 1309 nucleotides. RefSeq names its product paired immunoglobulin-like type 2 receptor beta. The record is from RefSeq and is a predicted model, not a curated record. Lineage: Eukaryota; Metazoa; Chordata; Chondrichthyes; Orectolobiformes; Hemiscylliidae. Gene Ontology annotation, biological process: regulation of actin cytoskeleton organization; regulation of bone resorption; regulation of osteoclast development. The transcript has 4 exons. Gene Ontology annotation, cellular component: plasma membrane. The coding region runs from base 38 to 658 and encodes 206 amino acids.